This is a messenger RNA of Anolis carolinensis (green anole), 1001 nucleotides long. Its product is annotated as pregnancy-specific beta-1-glycoprotein 6-like. The transcript has 6 exons. The record is from RefSeq and is a predicted model, not a curated record. Lineage: Eukaryota; Metazoa; Chordata; Lepidosauria; Squamata; Anolidae. The coding region runs from base 116 to 766 and encodes 216 amino acids.
GGGGGCCUGGCGUGAGAAAUGAGAGGCACGGGGUCAGCCGGAGGGAGGGGGUCAAAGAGCAUGGAAGGAACCAAGGUGGCCAUCUGUCCAUCCCUCCAUCCGGCCAGUUCCCAGGAUGCCUAGGACAGCUUGGACACCAAAGGGACCUUGCCUAAGGUGGUGGCUGAUGCUGCUUCUGGGAGCCCACCUCCUGAGUUCUUCAUGUGUCGCCCAGCCCUCGAGGAACAUCACCAUCAAGAUUAAACAAAAGCCGCCCUCGGUGCAGGUUGGGGAUAGCGUGGCCCUGAUCCCGGAGGGUUCGCAGAGGAACCUCUCCUCCUGCAGGUGGUUCCGGGGAGACAGGGACCGCUUUUUUGAGAUCGUGGAGUUCAUGCCCUUCAACAAUUCUGUGGAUUACAAAGAGGCCUACUCGGGCCGGGAGAGCAUCGACCUCUAUUGCGAGCUUCAUAUCCGGAACCUCAGCCUUUGGGACAGCAACUUCUACCGCAUUGAGAAGAUCACAUCCAACAACACCAGGGAAGCGGGUGAGACAGCCUUGCUGGUCCAGGAUAAACACAGAUACUGGUCAAGAGGGCGCCUCACUCCAAUAGCCACCAUCGGGGUCGCCGCCGCCUGCUUCGUCUGCCUCAGUUUUUUCAUCGCGAUCAUAGCCUUCCAGACAGCCAAUUUGACCAACAGUGGUGAUGAAAGGCUCCCGGGCUCCCCUAGUACUCCUGGAACCAAUUGCCCAAUCUGCAGCCCUUUGGAAACAGCACGGCUAGGAUGAAAAGGUAGAAGAAGAAGAUGUCAAUGAUGACAAUGAGAAUUUCCUAGUCCAGAAUAUGCUCAGACUCCCCAUCUGCCUCGCCCAAGCCACACAACCUCUGCUCUCCUCAAAAAAGAUGGAAAUUAUGAUCAAUACCAAGGACAUUUUGGUCUCUCAAGACUCCCCUUUGCCCCCAUAUUCCAGACCCCUGCAGCCAAAGGAACAAUCAUGUCUGACAUUAAAAGAUUCCAGUGUC